AUGUCCCCCAGGAGUCACCCGAACGUGGCGCGCCUGCUGGGGUACUGCAAGGCACCGCCGCUGGAUGGAUCGCCAGGCGCACGCAUGGAGCAGAUUCUCGUCUACGAGAUGCUACCCAACGGUGGCCUGGACGAGUGGAUUGGAGAAUGUGAGUGCCUUGAUUUGACCCAAGAGAUGACAGUUGGCAUGCCGCGUGCACGCAUGGAGCAGAUUCUCGUCUACGAGGUGCUGCCCAACGGUGGCCUGGAUGACUGGAUUGGAGAAUGUGAGUGGCGCCAGCUUCUGGUUACCACUGCUUUUCUGCUGUUCGUCAUCAUCCCGUCCUCCCCUUUUUCCCUUCUUCCCACCUUGCCCUUUUCAUGUUCCCCUCCCUCUCCCUUCCCCCUGCCCCCAUUCUCCCCUUCCCCCGUGCCUCCCCUCCUCCCUCCACCCCUUCCCCCUUUCCCCCACCUCCUGCCGCUGCGUCUGUGCUCUGUUUCCACUUCGUCCUCCUCUCCCUUCCUCAUGUUUUGGCUCAAAGUGUGCAUCAUCAUCAUGUGGGUUGAUUCUCAGUUGGCCAAGGUGGCGAAUCUGGGCAUGGUGAGGGUGGGUGAGAGCAGCGUGGUGAGCUUCACGGACCCCUGCUAUGCGCAGACCAUGCAGGCGAGCACUGCGUGCGAUGUCUACAGCUUUGGCGCCAUCAUUCUCGCCACCGUUGCCAGCCAUGCUGCCCUGCUGGAGGAUGAAUUCCAGACUGACACUCUGCAAGCGGUGACCAACUGUCUAUCCAGUGGCGAUGUGGCAAGUUUGAAGGACCCGCGCAUGGAUGCACCAGAUGACAUGUUCGCUCACAUCAUCCAGCUCGCUCUCAGCUGCUGCCUUGCCAAUGCCUCGCUUCGCCCUGCCAUGCCUCUGGUUGUGAAAGAGCUGAAGGACCUGCGAGGGGAGUUGCUGGGCACAGGGAGUGUUAAUGGGAGCAUGAAUUCGGACAUUCAGCAAAGAUUAGCACCUUUUCCUCAUCCCUUCAAAUUUCCUGCCUCUCCCCUCAUGCCAUUCCCCCUUCCCCAUUCCCCACAUGCCACUUUUGGACUGCCUUUCUCCUCCUCGCAUCGAAAUGUACCGUUGAUAGCACCUGCGCAAGGCCUUUCCCCCACGUCUCCGCUACUAUCCCCGCAUUCCUCCUUUGCGCUCCCCGCACGCCUGUUCCACCGUCUAACCCGCCGUUGUGCUCCGCCGUUCCUGGGCAGCGGCGGUGCUGGCGGAGUGUCAGCGGCAGUGGGGCGCAACGUUCCCCGGAUGGACGGCGGGGGGAAAGUGCGCGGACGCAUUUGCCUUGGUCAUGCCAAUUCUCUUUCUCCGUUGCCCACGACCUCCCACUUCCCUUCCCGGUGUGUGCGGGCGAGCAGGGAGGUGGAGAAAUAUGGCACCGAUGGGGCGUCACUGGGAUCCAUUCCCCAUGUCCUCAGCAACCUCUCUCGCCUCUCAGUGCUGUCACUGUCUUUGAAUGCCAUGACCGGCCCUAUCCCUCCAUCACUCGCCAACCUCCCAAAACUCAACGCCCUGAGCCUCUACAGCAACAACCUCACAGGCAGCAUACCUUCGACAUUCAGCCGACUCAAGCUGCUCGUUUACAUGGACCUAUCCAACAACCUGCUGUCAGGGCGCAUUCCAUCGCAGCUGUCCAGUCUUGUCCGCCUCACCCACCUGGACAUUGGAUACAACUCCCUCACAGGCACCAUCCCGGCAUCCCUCGGCUCCCUCCUCACCCUGCAGUACCUCUUUCUCAACGACAACCAGCUCAUAGAUUCGCUGCCUCCGUCUCUCAGUACCUUGUCCAAGCUUAAAGUGCUAGCCCUCCAGGACAACCACCUAUCGGGCAGCAUUCCCGAAUCAUUGGCUAACCUGAAUCAACUCAGCGCCCUCCUUUUGUCCGGCAACACUCUGGAAGGCUCCAUCCCCUCAUCCUUUGGCCGCCUCUCCAGACUCACCUCACUUGGACUGUCCGGCAACGAGUUGAUUGGACCUAUUCCCUCAAAUCUGGCUUCUCUCACAGCUCUCAACUAUUUGAGCUUGAGCAACAACGGGUUGUCUGACGGAGUGCCUACCUUCAUCGGCAACCUCACCUCCCUCGUCUACCUUUACCUGAGCAACAAUCAGCUGCAAGGGUCGUUACCUCCCUCCAUUUGGGCUCUUCCUGCUCUCAUAGAGCUGGACCUAUCCAACAACAUGCUCACAGGCUCAAUCCCAUCAUCAAUCACUUCGCUUGAUGGCCUCUCCUCCCUCAACUUAGCUGGGAACAGCAUUACUGGCUCAAUCCCCGAUGCUCUCGGCAACCUCACCACUCUCAUAUUGCUGAUGGCGUGGCAUGGCAUGGCAUGGCAUGGCAGGGACCUGAGCAACACGCUGCUAGGCAGUUCCAUGCCAGCCUCCCUUGGCGGUCUUACCCAGCUCGUUUACCUGGAAGUGCAGCACAGCCAGCUCAAGGGUUCCCUCCCUGCCACGCUCGGGGCCAUCACCUCUCUCACCACCCU
This is a messenger RNA of Closterium sp. Naga37s-1, 2510 nucleotides long. The record is from the annotation of a GenBank genome assembly. Lineage: Eukaryota; Viridiplantae; Streptophyta; Zygnematophyceae; Desmidiales; Closteriaceae.